This is a messenger RNA of Paramisgurnus dabryanus, 1483 nucleotides long. RefSeq lists its product as uncharacterized. NCBI's taxonomy places the organism in Eukaryota, Metazoa, Chordata, Actinopteri, Cypriniformes, Cobitidae. The record is from RefSeq and is a predicted model, not a curated record.
UUAUAGUGGUUAUAUAGUUAAAGUGGUAAACAUCUCCUUUUGCAGUAAAAUGUAUGAAAAUAUGGAUAAUAGUAUAGAUAAAACUACAACAAUGGACAGAGGAGAAAAUGAAGAAAGGAUUGAUGAUAUCUACAUCAAUGAAGAGGCUGUUAGAUAUCUUACACACAAGAAAGAGAUGAAGGAAUCUAACAGGACAACAACCAAACCACCUGAACCCACAGGAAGUGAGUUUGUGAUGAAGAGAAGUUACAGAUCAGUUACAGUGUGUUUGCUGCUGCUGUGUGUUCUUCUACUGACUGCAGUCAUAGUGCUGUGUGUCCUGAUCAUAACAAUCAUAAACCAGUCUCACAUUACCAGCAAAAGCAUCACAGAAGAGAGAGACCAGCUACUAACCAACAAUACCAACCUCACAAAAGAGAAAAGCCAACUACUAUUAAAUAAUAAAAAUUUGACAACAGAAAAUGGUAGAUUAUUAACCAAUCUUAAUAAACAAAGAGAGCAGUUAAAUGCAACGAUGGAGAUUCUAAAAAGAGAUGGAUUGGCAGUAUUUCAAUCUAGUUUGUACUUCAUUUCAUCUGAGAAGAAGACCUGGAGUGAUAGCAGAACAAACUGCAUACAGAGAGGAGCAGAUCUGAUCAUCAUUAACAAUCAAGAGGAACAAGAUUUUUUUAAGAAUAUGCCUGGUCCAAACUGGAUUGGUUUGUCUGACAGCGAUGUUGAGGGCACAUGGAAAUGGGUUGACGGUAGCACACUGAACACUAGCUUCUGGGAAAAAUCUUUAAUUGAGCCCAAUGGUAACACAAAUGAGAACUGUGCUGUAACUUAUUCAUUAGGGUGGGCUGAUUUACUGUGUACUAAAACUUUUAACUGGAUCUGUGAGAAAAACAUGUUUAAAUGAGAUACUUCUUUCAGUAAACUGUGAACACCAAAACUGUCCAGUCAUUUUAGACAGUCUGUCUGAGCAGAAUAAAAUUUACUAAAUGAAAUGUAAAAACGACUUGGUUCAACUUAAAAGUAUGGGGCUGUUUCAGGGGUUAUGUACAGGCCUUAUACUAGUCCCAGACUGAAAUGUAUGUUUGAGCUGCCUUCAUUUUAAAACAUCUUGUACUGACACAUCUUAUUUCAGGGCCAUUGUUUUGUCACUGAUGCACACCAGUUAUGUUUAUUGUAAGGUUUCUUUGUAAAAACUACUUAAAUCUCCUAAUAUAACUACCUGUAAGGUCUAGUCCUGGAUUAAUCUAAACCCUGUCAAGAAAACUGCACCUAAGUUACCUGGUUGCCCUAAAAUUUUGAGUUAAUUCAACUUAAAUAUAUUAGUUGACAAAAUGAUUUUUACAUAGCCUUUUUUAGUUCAAUAAUAUUUUAAGUUAAACCAACAAAUCUCUUUUUGCAGUGUAUACUUAUAAGAGUAAACCUCUGCAGCAAAACUUCUGUUUAUUAUUCCUACUGUCUAUUAUGGCUAUGCAAAUAAUUAUUUGUUUCA